UUUCCAUCCACAUCACCAUUCCUCUCCUCUCGUUCAUUGCUCACUUAGUCGCUUGCAUUCCGGCAAUGGCUCGCUUUGGUGCAGUUGUUGCGGCGCUCGUGGUGGCGGCUGCCGUCUUCGCGGCGUCGCAGGCCGACGCUGCGGUCACCUGCAGCCAGGUGGCAUCCAACCUGCGUUCCUGCAUUCCCUACGUUACCGGGCGGGUCGCGGAAUUGCCCUCUGCCUGCUGCGACGGGGUCAGGACCCUCAACAGCGCUGCCAGGAGCACCGCCGACCGGCGCGCCACCUGCAACUGCAUCCGGUCGCAGGCGAGCGGCAUCAACGGCAUCCAGACCGGCCGCCUCUCUGGCAUCCCCAGCAGCUGCGGCGUCCAGGUCCCGUACCCCAUCAGCGCCUCCACCGACUGCUCCAGGGUGACUUAGCUUAAUGGAACGGAUCCAGACUCAGCCUUUAGCUCGUUGAAUGAGAUACUAGUUGACUUAUAGUCUAAUGUAUUGAAUAAAGAUGGGAGGUUGUAUGAGACCCACACGGGCUCAACCCAUCGUCACUGUAGUUUCAGUGCUGAGACUGCUUAUGUUCUAUCGUUCUAUCUUUAAUUAUGGUCGUUUCUUAUUA
Molecule: messenger RNA, 615 nt
Organism: Zingiber officinale
Lineage: Eukaryota; Viridiplantae; Streptophyta; Magnoliopsida; Zingiberales; Zingiberaceae
Product: non-specific lipid-transfer protein 1-like
Exons: 2
Coding region: 66-422 (118 amino acids)
Biological process (GO): lipid transport
Cellular component (GO): membrane
Molecular function (GO): lipid binding
Source: RefSeq, a predicted model, not a curated record